This is a messenger RNA of Dentiscutata erythropus, 382 nucleotides long. NCBI's taxonomy places the organism in Eukaryota, Fungi, Glomeromycota, Glomeromycetes, Diversisporales, Gigasporaceae. The record is from the annotation of a GenBank genome assembly.
CCUAUAUUCUACCUCUCAGCAAAAAACAAGUAUCAGAAAUAAAUAACCUAAUAGCUUUAUGGACCAAGGGCAAUUCCAAGAUGCUUCCAAGAUACUCAACCUAUCAGCUUUUCUACAAAAAAGGCAGCCUUCAGGCUCCGAUAGUAGGGAACAUGCUCGAGGCUAGAAUGCUCACAACUUGGAUAAAGCUUAUAUCAAGAGAUAUCAUGUGGGCCAAGAUAAAAAGAUCAAGGAUUACAAAAUCUUUACAGAAUAAAAAAGACAUCACAAUUUUGCAAGCCUUUGCAGAAAAUCCUAUAAGAAUCAAAGCCUGGCCAUCAAAAUGGAAACCUUUCAUACAUGCAUGGAGUAAAGUGGAGGGUGCAGUUUCCUCCCUUACACC